CCUGAGCCAGGCAAGCAGGCAGGCAGGCAGGCAGACAGACAGGAAAGAGAGCAGACCCGGGUAAUUAACACGCGCGUUAGUUGGAGGAGGAGGAAGAAGACGGAGUGGGUCAGACCCUGGGAACCUAAAAAGUGUCCGGCAUUGUGGCUUUUGAUCCGUGGACCCGUGAGGAGCUGUUGUGUGAUCCCAGGUGGAGAUCAUGGCCCUUCACCCCCGCCGUGUUCGGUUAAAGCCAUGGCUUGUCGCCCAGGUGGACAGUGGGAUGUAUCCAGGACUUGUGUGGCUGGACAGAGAGGUGAAAAGGUUCCAGAUCCCUUGGAAGCAUGCCACUCGACAUAGCCCCCAGCAUGAAGAAGAAAACACUAUAUUUAAGGCUUGGGCUGUGGAGACUGGUAAAUAUCAAGAAGGCGCUGAUGAUCCAGACCCAGCAAAAUGGAAAGCCCAGCUGCGCUGUGCACUUAAUAAGAGUCGGGAGUUUAAACUUAUCUAUGAUGGUACCAAAGAGGUUCCAAUGAAUCCUGUCAAAAUGUAUGAGGUGUGCGACAUCCCUCAGUCCCAGGGCUCCAUUAUCAACCCAGGUUCUACUGGAUCAUCUCCAUGGGAGGAUGAGGAGUAUGAAGACGAAGAAAUAAGCCAGUCUCAGCAUCAUGUACCCAUCCAGGAACCUUUUAACUGUUUAAAUAUUAAUGCAGAUUCCCCAAUGGGUCCUGCCAGUGUGGGCAACUGCACUCCUGAGCAGAAUUGGACAAAAUCGGAACCUCAAGACAUGGAGGUCCCCCCAACACCAGCCCCUGCUGACCUCUUUAGCUCACCUGAGUUAUGGAUUAGCUCUCUUCCAAUGACUGAUCUCGAAAUCCAGUUUCUCUAUAGAGGGAAAGAAGUUGGUCAGACUGCAACUGUUAGUAACCCUCAAGGCUGUAGGCUGUUCUAUGGAGAUUUAGGACCAAUGCCCAACCAGGAAGAGCUGUUUGGCCCCAUAAGCCUUGAGCAAGUUCGGUUCCCUGGUACAGAGCAGAUAGUGAAUGAGAAGCAGAAGCUGUUCACCAGUCGCCUUCUGGAUGUUAUGGAUAGAGGUCUUAUUCUAGAGGUUAGCGGACAUGCCAUCUAUGCCAUUAGGUUAUGUCAGUGCAAAGUCUACUGGAAUGGACCCUGUGCCCCAUCUCCAAACACACCAAAUCUUAUUGAGAGGCAGAAGAGAGUUAAACUGUUUUGUCUGGAGACCUUCCUAAGUGAACUUAUUUCCCAUCAAAAAGGGGGUUCCAGCAAAUCUCCCCUUUAUGAAAUCUACUUGUGUUUUGGUGAGGAGUGGCCAGAUGGCAAACCCAAGGAGAGAAAGCUCAUCAUUGUGCAGGUAAUUCCAGUGGUUGCACGUAUGAUCCUUGAGAUGUUUUCGGGAGACGUCACACGCUCCUUUGACAGUGGGAGUGUGCGCUUACAAAUUUCAGUCCCUGACAUCAAAGACAACAUUGUCACUCAUCUAAAGCAGCUCUAUCGCCUUCUACAAAAUCACCAAGGUCCUGAAGCCUGGCCUCUACUUCACCAACAAAACAUGCACAUGGCUCCAGCCCUACAAGCCCAAUGAGCACUGAUCUGCCAUUCUGAACUUUUACCUUAUAACCAUCAUCGAUUUCAAUAAUGCUAUAGUCUUCAAAGACUAUGUGUAACCUUUUUAGAAGUUUUUUUUUUUUGUCACCAAAUAAAAAAGGCCUUUUUUUUUUCUUGAUACUAGAAUUAGGAAUUGCUUGUGACCUGUGUAUAAGUGCUACUUCUAUGAGUAGUUAAAAUUUGAAUGUAUUCAAAAUUGUAAAUCACACAGCCUCAACCCAUUGUGCUUCUCCAUUUUUAACACUUUUUUAAAUGGGCUUUUGCAAUUUCCAGGUUAGUGCCUAGAAUGUGUUGGCUUUUAGUGCCUAGAAUAUGUUGGCUUUUCUGUAGCAUAUGCAGCAAUAACUGAAGUGUCUCCAAAUGUUUAGCACACUCUAAAUACUUUAUAUUUAUUAUAUUCUUUAAUACAGCACAAAAUAUAUUGGCAUUUUCAAUGAAAUUGAGAAUAACCCAAAUAAAAUAUUCCUUUUAAUUAAACAUGCUCAUCGUGGUUGGCAUGAGCUCUCGUUUCAACAUGCUUCUAUGUAAUGAGCCUUUUUCACUCCAGUAAAUUUACUAAAUGACUUACAUUUUAAUAUUUUUAUCAGAAAUUUUCAUUUUUUUUGUAAAAAAAAAAAAUU
Messenger RNA from Spea bombifrons (plains spadefoot toad), 2225 nucleotides. It is a transcript of the gene IRF6, whose product is annotated as interferon regulatory factor 6. Gene Ontology annotation, biological process: regulation of transcription by RNA polymerase II; immune system process. Gene Ontology annotation, molecular function: protein binding; RNA polymerase II cis-regulatory region sequence-specific DNA binding; DNA-binding transcription factor activity, RNA polymerase II-specific. The transcript is spliced from 8 exons. The record is from RefSeq and is a predicted model, not a curated record. Bases 200 to 1582 code for a protein of 460 amino acids. Lineage: Eukaryota; Metazoa; Chordata; Amphibia; Anura; Pelobatidae. Gene Ontology annotation, cellular component: nucleus.